AUGAGUGUAUAUGCGGAUGAGUACGACAAAGCUGGAGCUUCACUGGUCGAUGUUUUACCUGUCGAAAUGAUCCGGGCUAUCUGCGAAAAUCUCCUGGUAGAAGAUGUAGCUAAUUUUCGAUUAACGAGCAAGGUUUGCGCCGCAGCUAGAGUAGAUCGCCUCGUCCAGGUAGUCUACGUUACAUUUACUAGAGAGAGCUUCCAAAAACUGCCCAACAUCUCGAAACAUCCCGAGAUAUCGAAGCAUGUCAUAACCACAUGGUAUGAGCCACUUGGUUUGGUGGCAUGGGACGGAAAUGAAUUUCACAACAGGGGAUACGGCUUGACUGACCUCAGGGGGCAAGAAAAUAGUAAGAAAACCCUCAAAGUCACAACUUUUGGUUCAAACAUCUCAUGCUUUUAUAGUUUACAAUAA
Messenger RNA from Sclerotinia sclerotiorum 1980 UF-70, 414 nucleotides. RefSeq lists its product with no specific name. The coding region runs from base 1 to 414 and encodes 137 amino acids. Lineage: Eukaryota; Fungi; Ascomycota; Leotiomycetes; Helotiales; Sclerotiniaceae. The transcript has a single exon. The record is from RefSeq and is a predicted model, not a curated record.